This is a messenger RNA of Psilocybe cubensis, 612 nucleotides long. RefSeq names its product Chromosome transmission fidelity protein 8-like protein. Lineage: Eukaryota; Fungi; Basidiomycota; Agaricomycetes; Agaricales; Agrocybaceae. The transcript has 2 exons. Bases 1 to 612 code for a protein of 203 amino acids. The record is from RefSeq and is a predicted model, not a curated record.
AUGAUUAUACCCGUCACCCUCGCCUCCGCUUCCACGACUGCUGCGAACCCAAAGCUACCGCCGGGUCUAGUCAAGCUCUCGAACGAUGAGAUCGUGCUGAUAGAGCUUCAAGGAGCGCUCGAGGUCGACCUGAGCGACCCGACCGAGCGGAAUGGGAAACUGGUAGGAAAGCUCAAGAUGGACGAAGCCACUAAUAAACCUACCCUUCUCAUCGGCCAUCACUUGCUCGAAGGCAAGAUCGCUGCGCUGCCCAAACCAUACGCCAUUCUAGUCCGUUCGGGGGGAUCCUCCUCCUCCUCCGCAUCCGUGAGAGGUACCACCACUGCCGCGAACACAUCCAGCACCACCUCGACCGCACCUGGGAAUGGGGAUCGGCGCAUGCCCAAACGCACUCCCGAUCAAACUGACGCAGAGUCGCUAGACGACGAUGCCGAUGAGAGCAUGGCCGUCGAUGACGACAACAACGAUAAUGACGACAACGACAACAACGAUCACGCCGUGUCGCUGGGAAAUGCGGGUUCUGGGUCUGGCGCGGGCUGGAAGAUCGCUGGGAUCGUGAAGAAGAAGAUUAUAUUUUCGAAGCGGCCCAUGCCCGUGAUAAAAAGGAAGUAG